Suillus bovinus is the source of this 1581-nucleotide messenger RNA. Its product is annotated as general APC amino acid permease. Gene Ontology annotation, molecular function: amino acid transmembrane transporter activity. Gene Ontology annotation, cellular component: membrane. Bases 1 to 1581 code for a protein of 526 amino acids. The transcript is spliced from 20 exons. Lineage: Eukaryota; Fungi; Basidiomycota; Agaricomycetes; Boletales; Suillaceae. The record is from RefSeq and is a predicted model, not a curated record. Gene Ontology annotation, biological process: amino acid transmembrane transport.
AUGGCUAUCCUCUGGGAGAACGCUCUUAGCCAGCUUUCUUGCAUCCCGAAAGGAACCGUGCACUGGAAAAAGCUACAUCGCCAAUGCCCCCCACUCCAAAUCGAUCCAAAUAGUCAUCUUCCACUGGAUGUUACUUCCACAGAUCUGAUUGCUGGUACUUUGGGUACAGGACUAUUUCUAGGUACAGGGGGAGCCAUUCGCACAGCUGGGCCACUCGGUGCCUUGAUUGCGUUUGCCCUUGUUGGUUCUGUAGCGUAUUCGUCAUUAUGUUCACUUGGGGAGAUGACCUCCCUCGCACCGAUAUCAGGUUCAUUUCCUCACUUCGCCUCUCGUUGGGUAGAUCCUGCAUUGGGAUUUGCAGUGAGUGGCCUGCUUAAGUUUUACAUUCCCGUGGAAAUAUCCGGAGCACAAAUACUAAUCUCUUUGUGGGAUUCACAUCACGCUGCAGUUUAUACUGUAGUGAUAUGCAUCUUGAUAUGUGCCACCAAUGUGUUUGCCGGUUGUGUCACGUUGAUACUGAUCACUGGUCUCAUCAUCGUUGGCCUCGUCAUCGACCUCGGGGGAGCACCGAAUCACCAGCGACUUGGUUUUCAAUACUGGAAUAACCCGGGUGUUUUUGCUGGACCUGGAUUUGAACCUCGGUAUCCCGCACUUGAUAAUUUCCUUGGAAUAUUGAGUGUCAUCGCUCAAGCCGCAUUUGCUUACCAGGGAAUAGAGAUAGUAGCUGUUGCAGCAUCUGAAACGGAGAACCCACGGAGGAAUAUUUCCAAAGCUAUUCGCAGAGUUUUCUACCGAAUCCUCAUCUUCUACAUUCUCGGCGUUUUCGUUGCAGGACUCAUCGUACCUUCAAAUAGCCCAGACCUACUGACGGGAAAUGGUUUCUCUGCAAAGUCUCCAUUUGUGAUUGCGAUGCAGAAUUCAGGAAUAAAAGUGUUACCCGCUGUAGUAAAUGCAGGCUUCAUAACUAGCGCUUUUUCCGCUGGCAACUCGUUCCUUUUUUGUUCUUCGCGCAUUCUCUAUGGUUUGGCACUUCGUAAACAAGCACCCAGAUUCCUCACUAUCUGUACGAAGAAAGGCGUGCCUAUCGUGGCGGUGCUCUGUUCGAGCGUCUUCGCAUUUUUGUCUCUGAUGAAUAUAUCAUCAGGUGCAGAAACCGUGUUCAACUGGUUCCAGCAUCUCUCUGUAAUGGGUGGUUUUGUCGGCUGGCUUUCGAUCAAUGUAACUUACAUCUGUUUCUAUCGCGGACUGCGAUACCAAGGCAUCGACCGACAGAAACUCCAUUACUGGAAUCCCCUACAACCGUGGCUAUCCGUCUGGGGCCUGUUCUGGUGUAUAAUAUUUAUCCUAAUAAAUGGAUAUAGCGUGUUUUGGCAUUUUGUUGCCUCUACUUUCUUGACGUCAUAUCUUAACAUCCCGGUAUUCAUUGGAUUAUUUCUCUUCUGGAAAGUCACACGAGGCACGGUGAUGUGGAAACUGGAUGAGAUGGACUUUUCUACGGGUAUUCCCAGCUUUGAAGAAACAGAACGUCCUGAGAUUCCUCCGAAAGGCUUCUGGCAACACGUUGCUGCGGUACUUUUUUGA